Messenger RNA from Plasmodium yoelii, 3741 nucleotides. RefSeq names its product conserved Plasmodium protein, unknown function. Lineage: Eukaryota; Apicomplexa; Aconoidasida; Haemosporida; Plasmodiidae. Bases 1 to 3741 code for a protein of 1246 amino acids. The transcript has 2 exons. The record is from RefSeq and is a predicted model, not a curated record.
AUGGAAAGCGGUUUUUUUCGAAACCUACAAGAAGAUAACCCAUGUGUGUCUAAAAGUAAUGAAAAAGAAUUUCAUUUUAAAUAUGCAAAUUUGUUAGAAAUAGAUAGCGGGCAUGAUUCGACAAAAGAAAUGAAUAACAUUGGAAAAAAUGAAAAAAAGACAAAGAUUGUUAAAAAAAAGUUUAUAUCAGAAAAUGAAAAAUUACAUAUAUUACAAAAUUUAAGAAAAACAAAACUAAUAAAUCUAAGCCGAAGCUCACAAAUGGAAAGUAAUGAAAAAAAACAAACAGAACAUGAUAUAAAAAAAAAAAAAAAAAAUAUAUUUCCUUAUCAUUCAUUUUGUAUAAAUUAUAAAGAAAAUCGUUUAGAAAAUUCAAAAAAAGAACAUCAUAUAGAUACAGAGUUAAAAAUUUUAGGAAAAAACAAAAAAAAAAAAAAAAUAAAUAUUAACAAGUUUGGAUUUGGAAAGGAUAGCAAAAAUAAUUUACUUAUUGAAAAAAAAGAACCAAAUAAAAUAAAUUCAAAAUUUAAUUCUAUUAAAAAUAAUGGUAAUGAAGAUAUAUCAUCAAAAAAAUAUCCCUCCUUUGAAAAAGAAUUAUGCAAACAAUUUUUACAAAAAAAAAUCACAAAAAUAAAAUUCAGAAAUAGUAGCAUUAGUAGUAAUAGUAGUAGUGACAUGACAAUAAAUAUUGUAAAUAAUAAGAUUCGGGAAAAUGUGUAUAGUUAUAGAACUAGCCAAAUUAACAAAAAUAAAAUAAUCACUAAAAAUAUACAAAACAUAAAAAAUAUGAAAAAAUCACAAAUCUAUAAGACAUUAAAUAGUAAUAGCAAUUUUCCACACUCCAAGAAAUCGACAGAUACUAUUUUUAGAUACAAUGAUGGGAAAUAUAACACAAAAAAUGAAAAUCCGAACUUUGAAAAAAAUAAUAUUGCCAAGGAAAAAUAUGCACCAUCUUUUGCUGACCACAGGGAAGGCAAGCCGAUAAAAAGAUCAGAAAAGGUAGAAAAAUCAGAAAAGGUAGAAAAAAUAAAAAGGGUAGAAAAGGUAGACAAAAUGAAAAAGGUAGAAAAGGUGGACAAAAUGAAAAAUAGAGGCUCCAUCGAAAAAUACGAAAAGAUGCAUCAAAAUAGUAACGAUAACCACCACAAUAAUAAAGAGGGCAAAAAAUUGGCAGUAAAAAAUGGAGAAAAAAAAAAAAAAAAAAAAAUAUAUAUUAACAAACAAAGUAAUGAAAGAAUUUACCAAAACAUAAUAAAAAAUAAUAGUUCAAAAAAUGAUUAUUUAAAUAAAAUAAAAAAAUACAAUUCCUUUGUUACGAAUGAAAAUGAUUUAAAAGUAAAAAAAAUGUUUAUUGUAAAUGACAAUUUAAAUAACAACUCAUUAAUAUUGAAUGUAUCUUCAUCUUCUGAUAUUAUUUCUUCAGUUUCAUCUUAUACUAAAAGGGGUUCUAAAAUUAGAUGUAAAAAAGAAAAGACAAAGAUAGAUUUGAUUGGGGAGACUGAUAAAAUGAAUCUAAAUUUCCAAACGAUUGUAGAUAAAAAAGAAACCGAAAAAUAUAAACAUAUCAAAAAUAUAAUUUCUAAAUACAACUAUAACAAUAAAAUAAUGGAAAAAAAAGAAAAAAAACAUAACACAUCUUUAUGUUCUAGCAAAAAUUCAUAUAAAAUGUAUUGUAACGAAAAUAGAAAUAGUUUUGAAAUAUAUAAUAAUAUAAUAAAACAAAAAAAAAUAGUAAAAAAAUUAAAAAAAAAAAUUUUUAAGUCUAUUAAAAAAAUAAUUAAUGCUAACAAAAUAAAGACACCUCUUUAUUUCCAUUCGAAAUCUUAUUUUUUUAAAUUUUUGAAAAAAAUAAAAUUUUUAUUAUCUAAAAAAUUGAAAGAAAUGAAAAAAAAAAGUUCUGGAAGUAUUGAUGAGUGUAGUGGUAAUAUAAAUGGAGAAAAUAUUUAUGAAUUAUUUUUGAAAAAUCAAGACAAUAAUUUAUUACUAAAAAAAUAUUUAAAAAAACAAAAAAAAUUAACAAACAAUAUGAAUAAGUAUAAUAUAUAUCUUAAGCGUGUGGAAACUAGUUCUAUACAAGAAAGGGGGAAAGAAAAUGGAAAGGAAAAUGGAAAUAGCGAACAUUUUCAAGUUACGCCCAAAUCGAGCAUUAUGCAUGAUAAUAACAAUAAUAAUAAACGGGUUCAUACUUUUUAUGACGUAAUUGAAAACAAAAAAAAUAAUAGUGAAGUGCUAAAAUGUGUAACUAAUAUCCAAGGUAUUUGCGAGUGUAAAAAAGGAGAUACGAACUAUGAAGAAGGAAAUGCUGGAAAUGCUGGAAAUGCUGGAAAUGCUGGAAAUGCUGGAAAUGCUGGAAAUGCUGGAAAUGCUGGAAAUGCUGGAAAUGCUGGAAAUGCUGGAAAUGCUGGAAAUGCUGGAAAUGCUGGAAAUGCUGGAAAUGCUGGAAAUGCUGGAAAUGCUGGAAAUGCUGGAAAUGUUGGAAAUGUUGGAAAUGGUGGAAAUGUUGGAAAUGGUGGAAAUGUUGAAAAUGUUGAACAUGAUGAAAAUGUUGAAAAUGUUGAACAUGAUGAAAAUGUUGAAAAUGUUGAACAUGAUGAAAAUAAUAAAGAUAUAACUGAACAACAUACUGAUACUACAAUUUGUUCAACAAAUAUAUUGGAAAAUAAAAAAGGAGAAUUUGAAAAUUUGGAUAUAAAAAUGAUUAAAAAUAAAGAAAAUACAAUAAAUACCUUAUUUGAAAAUUUAAAAAAAGAAAAGAGUCAUAUUUUGAAUGAAAUAAAAAUAAAAACAAAUAAUGAAACUUAUCAUAAUAAUACUAAAAAUCAAUUUAGUAAAGAUAAAUCACAUCCUAUAUUAAUUGAGGAAUGUAAAGAAAAUAAAGAUAAAAAAUAUAAAAUUGCUAAUUUACCAAUUGGUCAAGAUUCUCCAAAAUUAGACAAUAUAUAUAUCAAUAAAGAUUCUGAUAACCAUGAAAAAUUAAAUAGUGUUAUAAAUAAAUAUCCUAUUUGGAAACUAAAAAUUAAUUCCUUAAAUAAUAAAAUAAAAAACAAUUUGAUGCAAAAAUUAUUUUAUUUAAAUUGGUGUGAACAGAGAAACAAACAAAAAAGAUACGAAAAAAAAAAAAAUUUUUUGAAGAGUCAGAGAAAAUAUUCAGAAAAUACUAUAAGAUUUGGAGUGAAAAAACAAAAAUAUAAAACAUAUACCCCAUUUCCAUACUUACAAAAAAGUAAUAAUUUUAUAAAUAUUCCAACAAACAAUUCAAUUAAAAAUGGAAAAAAAAAUUUCAUAAAAAAUUAUAAUAAAAAUUCAGGAAAUAUUAUUUGGGCAACUAAAAAAUAUGAUCAUAAUAUUAUUAACAAAAUAAAAAAAAAUAUUUCUAAUAAUUAUAAUAAUAUGCUUACGUUUUUAAAAAAUAUAUUUUACAAUAAUUUUUAUUUAUUUAAUAAAAAAAAACAACAACAAACUGUAUUUAAAAAUAGACAUAUUAAUACUUUUGAAAAUAAUAUAAAAGAAAAAUUACAAUCUCAUACAAAUGUUACUGUUGUACCUAAUAUAUUUUUACCAAAAAAUAAACAAAAUUAUGAAAGCUCACAAUCUAGAGCUACAAUAAUUCAUAAUGAACCAAACCAAUUUCUUAAAAAUAGCCGAGAAAAAAAACGCCUAACAGUUCAUACCCCGAAAAUGAGUAGACACAAGAAAAGGGUUCACAUAUUUAGAAGAAGAAAAGGAGCAACCACAACAUAG